Mesoplodon densirostris (Blainville's beaked whale) is the source of this 804-nucleotide messenger RNA. RefSeq lists its product as uncharacterized. The transcript has 3 exons. The record is from RefSeq and is a predicted model, not a curated record. Gene Ontology annotation, molecular function: ribosomal small subunit binding; translation initiation factor activity; RNA binding. Lineage: Eukaryota; Metazoa; Chordata; Mammalia; Artiodactyla; Ziphiidae. The coding region runs from base 1 to 804 and encodes 267 amino acids. Gene Ontology annotation, biological process: translational initiation. Gene Ontology annotation, cellular component: eukaryotic 43S preinitiation complex.
AUGGAGUUAAAUCCUUACUUAAAGAAAAUAAGAAUAAAAAUAGGAAAAUACACGAGGCUUGGUGACAAGCACUGCUUCCACCCGCUGCUCACUUCCAGACUGAAGUCUCCUGCAGGCACCUGCAUCGAAUCCGUGAACCUGGGUCAGGGCUACACGUCUGUGCAGGGCGCUAGGAAACCACCUCCUGGCCUCUGCCUGGAGAUCAAGAGAGCUCUGUUCCUGACGGUCUGGCGGGGCCUCGCCUCUGCGCUCCCCACCGCUGCGGCCUCCAGCCCCGAGCAGCUGCGGUCACAUUACAAGAAUGUGACAUGGAUCAUAGCCCCAGUCACUGAGCCGCCGCCGAGGACUCAGCAGCCUCCCCCUCGAGCCCCCUCGCUUUCCGACGCUCCGUCACCCCCGCCCGCCUUCUCCAGCCGCCGCCUUCCGCAGACCGUUUCCACCGAGGAAAAGGAAUCGUAUCGUAUAUCUGCUAUCCAGAACCUCCACUCUUUCGACCCCUUUGCCGAUGCAAGUAAGGGUGAUGAUCUGCUUCCUGCUGGCACUGAGGAUUAUAUCCAUAUAAGAAUCCAACAGAGAAACGGCAGGAAGACCCUCACUACUGUCCAAGGGAUCGCUGAUGAUUACGGUAAAAAGAAACUAGUGAAGGCGUUUAAGAAGAAAUUUGCCUGCAAUGGUACUGUAAUUGAGCAUCCAGAAUAUGGAGAAGUAAUUCAGCUACAGGGUGACCAGCGCAAGAACAUAUGCCAGUUUCUCGUAGAGACUGGACUGGCUAAGGACGAUCACCUGAAGGUUCAUGGGUUUUAA